This is a messenger RNA of Aedes aegypti (yellow fever mosquito), 1078 nucleotides long. RefSeq lists its product as uncharacterized. The coding region runs from base 356 to 1078 and encodes 240 amino acids. The transcript has 2 exons. The record is from RefSeq and is a predicted model, not a curated record. Lineage: Eukaryota; Metazoa; Arthropoda; Insecta; Diptera; Culicidae.
CGAAACACUCGCUUCGGCUGUCCUUUUCAAAAAGCGCUGGCCGCCGACAGUCGAAAAACAAACGAACAACAGCAACAGCAUCAAGAAGUCCGUCCGUGUAACAGAAAAAAGGUCGUCGCGUUCAAGUGCGGGAAGUGUUAUUUUUUUUAGGGGGAUAUUCAUUGUUUUUCCUGCGAUUUCCGCGAAAAAAGUGCGUUAAGUGGUUUCUUCCGGCUGUUGGGAAGUGAGAAGUGAUAAAAGUGAUUUGAUAAGUGCAGUGUUUGAAGGUUAAAUUUGGGUUUUUAAGUUGGUCCUAUUGAGCAGCGAUUAAGCAUGAAUCGUGGAGGAGUGGUUGAAACGAAAACUCCUUUGAAAGAUGGCGGCGGGAGUUAGGCCGGGCGACGAAAUCCGGUCGGAAAGUGAAGCGUCCGGCCCAUUUCGACGAUUCUCCGGAUGCGAAGCGAAUGGCGUCCCUGGACGAGGUGUCCCCAAGCGGAAAGAGGUUCCGGAGGCUGUGAAGAAGUCUGCCCGAAAAACGUUACUUAAGAAUCAGCCGGAGGAAUCUUCCCCGAAGAGGAACGGAGAACCGGCUGGGGAAGUGGUGAAGAAGUCCGCCAAAACGUUGAACAAGCAAGAGGCAAGAGAGGAAGAACCGGAGCCAACGCAGAGAUCGUCUCGUAAGACUAUGACGGUUGUGACCAGGGAUGAAUCUCCGGAACCGGAAGUGGCCAAGAAGUCUGCACGUAAGACUCUGCUCAAGUCGGCGGUUAAGAACUCAGCAGAACAGACACGGAUACACCGAAGAAGGGACAAACCCGCGCCGGAAACCCGAAGAAAUCCGCCAAAAGGCCGAACCAGAAAGAAACGCCGGCAGGUCCGGAAUCUCCGCACGGGUCGCAAAAUUAAGAUUCCUGCCCAUCUGAAGGAAUUCGAGGACGUGGUCGUGGCAAGUCCUAAGAAGGAAGUCCCGGAAAAGCCAUCAAUGGCACGCAAAUCUCUGGCGCGGUUGGCCUCGAGAAAGAGGAAGUUGUUCACCGAAGACCCCAGGAAAGGGAAGAUCCCUGGCAGCGCCGAAAAAGGCACCGGAACCAGAACCUAA